CGUAGUUCGCAACUGAAGUCAGAAAAAAUAUAAAAUGUUACAAUGUCAGCCUCAAAUAACCGUUUAGACAUGCAACAUGGCUUUGUGAAAUGUAUCAUUAAAAACCAAAUCGACAGGGACAACUAUGAUAAAGAAAUCAAGGCUAAACAGACAGAAAAAACUCCAUGUAAAUCACAAAAUAAUUCUAAAAACAAGAAACCAGAUAUUCAAACUUACGUGCCACCAUCCCGGAAAACAAAUUCAAGCAAAACAAAUCCAGAUGGCACAAAAAUGCCUGUGAGGCAACUACUGUUCAAAAUAGAAUAUGAAGAUGAACAUGGUCAGAAACAUGAGUUUGAAGUAUUCAAGGGGGAUGAUCCAACAGUAUUAUCGAAGCGAUUUGGAAAAGAGCUGAAAUUACCAGAAAUUCUAAUAAGAUCUUUAGCAGAGAGACUAAAGGAAGAAACGCAAAUGUGCAAUAGUGUUCACUUGACAAAUGCUCCAUCGUGACACAACCCACGACAUACUUAACAGUUCUCUAUACCUCUGUAGGCCAUUAUACGUGGAGUGCUAUGGGUGAAUUUUACUAAUUUUAGAGUAUUUAUUACCUGAAGACUGUGUAGUGUGUUUUGUAAUGGGAAGUGGAUGUUUCAAGAAAAUGUCUUGAUUUUAUAUGACAUACAUAUAAAUUUAUUUUGAAAUAUCCUCAUAUAAUGUUGAGUUCAGGAUUUUUUACUGGAUUUAUUUAUUGUUAGAUCUCUAAAGAGAAUGACAUUGUGGCUUGCGUAUACAUAGCCUACAGGUUGUGUUUUAUUUUAUCAUAAAUCAGCUUUAUAAUGUCAUUGCUUGCAUGGCAAAUAAAAUAGAUUUUUGCUGAUUUUAGUGUUUAAAUCAAAGGUCCAUGUGCAGUAUGGCAAGUGAUUUUAGACAGUCA
Molecule: messenger RNA, 913 nt
Organism: Owenia fusiformis
Lineage: Eukaryota; Metazoa; Annelida; Polychaeta; Sabellida; Oweniidae
Source: the annotation of a GenBank genome assembly